Molecule: messenger RNA, 1207 nt
Organism: Neolamprologus brichardi
Lineage: Eukaryota; Metazoa; Chordata; Actinopteri; Cichliformes; Cichlidae
Product: protein LSM14 homolog B-B-like
Molecular function (GO): mRNA binding
Source: RefSeq, a predicted model, not a curated record
UCUGAAAGCAUAUUUUUACUGCAAGCAUGAGUGCCGGAGGAACUCCUUACAUUGGCAGUAAAAUAAGUUUAAUAUCCAAGGCACAGAUUCGUUAUGAGGGCAUUUUGUCUUCUGUGGACACAGACAGGUCCACAGUUGCUUUAGCAAAAGUUAAAUCUUAUGGCACUGAAGACCGGCACACAGAUAGACCAGUGCCACCCAAAGAUGAAGUUUAUGAAUUCAUAAUCUUCAGGGGCAGUGACAUAAAAGAUAUUACUGUGUCUGAGCCACCAAAACCACACCAUGGACUUCCUCGGGACCCUGCUAUUGUUCAGUCAUCAAUUGGUAGCUCCUCUGCAAUGUAUCACCCACGCUGGAGUCCUUACAGAGACAUGAUGCCCACCUACAAUCAGCUGGCUGCUAGCUCUCUACUCAACCAGCAGUACAGUGCAGCACUGGGACUAGGACUUUCAGGCCAAGCCAGAAGAGCCCCUAUGGUUGAACAGGCUGUCCAGACCAUGCCUCUGGUCAGUGCUGCACAGAAAAAGGGAAAGACUACAACCCAGCCACAGAACAAACCGCUGGUGCGUCCAGUUCAGCGGUCUGGACAGGGUGGUGCCCAGGUUCAAAAAGAGAAUAUACCCACCAGACAGGCACCAUCUAAGCCAAGUGCUGCCUCAGCUGAAGGCCAAAAUACUGGAAACCAGAAACUAAGGCAGCGACAAGGCAGCCGCAGGUCCAGGAACAGAAGUAGAGGCCAACUAAUAGUGAAAAACACAAAGGCUUCAACUUUGGCAUUUGAGUCAGAUUUUGAUUUUGAAAGUGCAAAUGCUCAGUUUAAAGAUCUUACGAAGCAAAAUGUUGUUGAGGAGUCUUGGGAGACAGAGGACAGCCCUCCUCAACAGGAGGAGGAGCCUCUCAGAGAUAAGUACUAUGACAAAGCCAAGUGUUUCUUUGAUAACAUCUCAUCAGACCUCAAGCCCAGGAGGACCACCUGGGCUGAGGAGAAAAAGUUGAACAUAGAAACAUUUGGAGUUCCUGGUCGCUUCCUGAGAGGCCGAGGAUUCAGGGGGCGUGGACGCAGAGGGCUGAACGCCACUGAGCAGCGAGCGCUUCCAAAAGUUGGUAGUGGCAGAGUGUGAAGGAUUUCCUUUUUGUUAAAACUGUUGUACAUACUGUAGUUUUCAACUUGUUUAAGAGGAACCUCCUUGAGUUCCAACCUCUGCAA